AUGGGUAAAAGUGUUGAAAAAUAUGAUUUACCAAGAAUCAACCAACAGUCAUGCCAAAAAAUCACUUUGGAAUGUAGAGAAAUAAUUGAAGAAACGUCUAUGAAGGUACCUGUGGAAGAUUAUGAAGCACAAUCAAAGUUGAAUCAUGAACAAGCACAAGCUUUCAAGACCAUAUUACAUCGUGUAGACUCUGGAACAACAAGAUUAUUUUUUGUAUAUGGACCUGGGGCAAUUGGAAAAACAUUCUUAUAUCGUGCAUUACUAGCAAAUGUUAGAUCAAGAGGUAUGAUAGCUUUGGCAACUGCAACCACUAGUGUAGCAGCUGCAAUAUUACCAGGAGAUCGUAUAGCUCACUCUAAAUUUGACAUACCUCUUCAAAUAAAUGAUACAACUAUGACAAAAAUGUCAAAACAAAGUGGUGCUGCUAAGUUAAUAAGACAAGCAAAAUUAAUAAUAUGGGAUGAAGCACCCAUGGCAAAGCGUCAAACAAUUGAAACAGUUGACAGGAUAUAA
Messenger RNA from Nicotiana tabacum (common tobacco), 513 nucleotides. Lineage: Eukaryota; Viridiplantae; Streptophyta; Magnoliopsida; Solanales; Solanaceae. The record is from RefSeq and is a predicted model, not a curated record.